AUGGCAGGUCCUUCAUCUGCUAAUGCUUCAUCAGAUAGCCGCAAUACUACAACAAAUACAUCAUAUAAUAACAAUAGAAACCUUGAUUAUUAUAACAAUCGAAAUCAAAGUUACGAUAAUAAUAAUAAAAAUAGCAAAAGUAAUAGUAGUAAUGAUGUUCGCAAAGACCCUCGUAGAAUAAAUUCAAGAAGAGAUUAUCAACGGAAAGAGGAUUCUAGAGGAGAUAAUUCCUAUAAGCAUAUUACUCCAAGAAAUGAUGCAAGAAGAGACAUAAGAGAAAGAGAUAGAGAUCAAUUUACCAAUGUCUCCCAAGCUAAAAGACAACGUACGUCGGUUAAUCAUUAUAAUAAAACUUCUUAUAAUCGGAACUUAAAUGAUGAUAGAGGAGGAAGAUAUCAGCUAAAUAAUACAAGAUAUAACCAACAUAGAAAUAAUGGUAAUAACAGCUAUAAUAUCUAUAACAAGAGAGGAUCUGCUCCUAAUUCACAAUAUAAACAACAACACCAGAAUACUGGUAACAAUGGUAAUCAAAAUAUGAUUGUUCUGAAUAGAAUGAAGCCAACAAAAUGGGAUAUUACACCACCAGGUUUUGAAAAAGUUCCUGCAGAACGUGCAAAACUAAGUGGGUUAUUUCCCAAACCAGGUGAACCAAGAAAAUUAAAUCAUGAUCUAUUGAAUAAAAUCUUGAAAGAGAAUGGUAUGGUUGGCAAUAGAAGAAUACAGAUUUUAUUUGAUAAUUCUACGAACCAAAAUGCAUAUUAUUCAAAAUUUAAUAAUAAGUUAAUUAUUUCAAAUUUAAUUUCAAAUAAUCAAGAUGAAUUGAUAAAUCUGAUAAGGGAUUUAAUAUCACCCUAUGAAACCAAUUCUGAUUCCUCUUUACCUUCUACUGAAUUUAAUAUCUUCCCACAAUAUAAUUCUAAUGAUAACCUUUUUUAUUUGGUAAUCACAUUUUCAACUGCUGCAGCUGCAACAAUCACAUUAGCGACCCAAUCAUACUUUAAAUCAACCUACAAUUAUUUAAGUUCAUCUGUUUGGAACAGACCAGCAGGAUAUGUUCAACAAUUAGAUCCAUUAGAUAAACUAUGUGGGCCAAAUGUGAUUGCUAUUCAAGAUUUAUCAGCAACUACUGCAGGUACUGAAGACGAUAUUAGGAGCUAUUUGAAGUUAUUUGGUAUCGAGGCCAAUUUAAUAAAAUCAAUUUAUUUAAAUAAUAAUAAGACUUUUACAGGAUGUUCAUUAGUAGAAAUCCCGACUAAUAACAAUAAUUCUGUAACGAACGUAUUGAGUGCAUCAAUAAAAGAAAAUUUGUCUAAUCUAUCAUGGUUUGAACUAAAUAAAAAUACUUUUGAUGAAAGCAGGUACCAAAAAGUUUCAGAUUUCAACUUUCAAAACUUACCAAAAUUGGUAGUAGAUAAUACUUCUACUUCAAGCUCUAAUGUCUUAUUAUUAAUGAAUUGCGUCGAUCCUUUAGAUUUAAAAUCAGAUUCUUUUGUCGAAGAAAUCCAAGCUACUUUAAAAUAUUCUCUUGAAAAUGUGUCAGAAAUUAAAAUUAAAAAACCAGAUAUCGAUUAUAGGCUAAAUUUUGAUAAUAUUAGUGAGGGAAUUGGAAAUAUUUAUAUUAAAUUCAACUCUGCUGAGGAUGCAACGAAUGCAAUGAAUAAAAUUUCUGGGAAAAAAUUUAAUGAUAGGACAAUAUUAUGUGCAUAUAUAAAUGAAAGAGACUUUGAUAUGGUUGGGGUACUAUUUUAA
Henningerozyma blattae CBS 6284 is the source of this 1749-nucleotide messenger RNA. It is a transcript of the gene MUD2, whose product is annotated as Mud2p. The record is from RefSeq and is a predicted model, not a curated record. Bases 1 to 1749 code for a protein of 582 amino acids. Lineage: Eukaryota; Fungi; Ascomycota; Saccharomycetes; Saccharomycetales; Saccharomycetaceae. Gene Ontology annotation, cellular component: U2AF complex; commitment complex; U2-type prespliceosome. The transcript has a single exon. Gene Ontology annotation, molecular function: poly-pyrimidine tract binding; pre-mRNA 3'-splice site binding.